Paramormyrops kingsleyae is the source of this 4773-nucleotide messenger RNA. The record is from RefSeq and is a predicted model, not a curated record. Lineage: Eukaryota; Metazoa; Chordata; Actinopteri; Osteoglossiformes; Mormyridae.
UCUCCACCUCCAGCACCACUCCCCUCCCUUUCCGUGUCUGUUCCUCUCGCUUCGCUGUCAGCGCACGAUAACUCGUAUCUCCUCCCGAAACCUGAGCGCCGGUGUCCCCCCCCUCCCCGGCCCCGCACGCAACAUGGCUACGAUCGUCACCUCCACCAGGUUCACGGACGAGUACCAGCUUUACGAGGAGCUCGGGAAGGGUGCCUUCUCUGUGGUCCGCAGAUGCGUAAAGAAAUCCACCGGGCAAGAAUAUGCUGCUAAAAUUAUCAACACGAAGAAACUUUCGGCAAGGGAUCAUCAGAAACUGGAGCGUGAGGCACGGAUCUGCCGGCUGCUCAAGCAUCCCAACAUCGUCAGACUCCAUGACAGUAUUGCUGAAGAAGGCUUUCACUAUCUCGUCUUUGACCUUGUCACUGGCGGUGAGCUGUUUGAGGACAUUGUGGCCCGAGAGUACUACAGCGAGGCUGAUGCCAGCCAGUGUAUCAAUCAGAUUCUGGAGAGCGUCAAUCACAUCCACCAGCAUGACAUCGUGCACAGGGACCUCAAGGUGAGCAUCUCUGUUUAUUCAGAUGCUUGCUCCCCAACACCCUUCACUGAUGCUUCCUGUAGCCUCUGCAGUUUCGUUAAUGUCGCUUUUCCCUGUGCAGGUUUCGCAGGCACUCCUGGUUACCUCUCUCCAGAGGUCCUUAGGAAGGACCCAUACGGGAAGCCUGUCGAUAUCUGGGCCUGUGGUGUGAUCCUUUAUAUCCUGCUUGUGGGAUAUCCCCCUUUCUGGGAUGAAGACCAACAUAAACUCUACCAACAGAUCAAAGCGGGUGCCUACGAUUUCCCCUCCCCGGAGUGGGAUACCGUUACCCCUGAGGCCAAAAACCUCAUUAACCAGAUGCUAACCAUCAACCCGGCCAAAAGGAUCACAGCUGAGCAGGCCCUCAAACACCCGUGGGUCUGUCAACGCUCCACUGUGGCCUCCAUGAUGCACCGUCAAGAGACCGUUGAGUGCCUACGCAAGUUCAACGCCCGGAGGAAGCUGAAGGGAGCCAUUCUCACCACCAUGCUGGUGUCCAGAAACUUCUCAGUGGGCCGGCAGCAUACCAGCCCUGCUGCUGCCACCACCAGCACUGCCGCGCUGGCACAGGAAGCUUGCAAAAGCUUACUCAACAAGAAAUCGGAGGGAGUCAAGCCGCAAUCAAACAACAACAAAAACAAUGUUGUGGGCGGCAACAAAGACAGCAGCUCUUCAUCUGUCCCAAUGGAGCCUCAAACCACUGUUGUUCACAACCCUGCUGAUAGUGUCAAGGGCUCCACCGAGAGCUCCAACACCACAGAAGAGGAGGAGAUGAAAGCUAGCAAAGCUCGGAAGCAGGAGAUCAUCAAGAUCACAGAACAGCUGAUCGAGGCCAUCAACAAUGGAGACUUUGAAGCUUACACGAGAAUAUGUGAUCCUGGCCUGACCUCCUUCGAACCGGAAGCACUUGGGAACCUUGUGGAGGGAAUGGACUUCCACAAAUUCUACUUUGAGAAUUUGUUGAGUAAGAACAGCAAGCCGGUGCACACCACCAUCCUGAACCCGCACGUGCACCUGAUCGGCGAGGACGCGGCCUGCAUCGCCUACAUCCGCCUCACGCAGUACAUCGACAGCCAGGGCCGGCCUCGCAGCUGCCAGUCGGAGGAGACGCGCGUCUGGCGUCGCCGCGACUCCAAGUGGCUCAACGUGCACUUCCACUGCUCUGGAGCACCAUCUGCACCCCUCCAGUGAACUGCAGCAGGCCGAGCUUGCCUGAUUUCUUAGGGAGGCUGGAGCAUUUCGUCUCCAAAGUUGGAUCGGCGCCCAAGACUGGUUGGAGAUGACGUCUCAGCGUUAAACAAAAAAAUUGAGGGUAACAAAGUAACAAAAAAUAUAUAUACAAAUGUAGAAACCACCUGAGAGCAGCACCACUAAUCCAGUGUAAUCCUAGGCUAGUCAGACGGUGGGGGCCAGUUGCCGUGGCAGCUCGGCCUUGGGGGUCAGUGCAUGCACCUGCUGCCCACAAGGGGGCGCCGAGUCGCCCCAUUUUCACGGAUCCAGCUUCCUUGCCCGUUUACAAUGUCCAGAAGGUGUGUUAAAAUAUAUCUUAAAUUACGUUUAUAUAUAUGCAUAAAAUUACUAUAAUAAUGAUAAUGAGUUGUGUAAGACAAACAUUUGUGUAAGUAAACAUAGGAGAUGCAGAAAGUGAAGUUCAGACUGAAAGAGGAAAAAAUGCACACAAACCUGAAAUUUUUGAAUGUACAUUUCAGGCUUUGGACGCAACUCUUCACGUAUGAUAGGGUGUGUAUUCUUAGACAAAAUAAGUGAGUCUCAGAAUUUAAAGCACCAAAGUCUAGACUUUAGGCAUUUAAAAACAUUUUAAUGUUAGUUUUUUUCUUUGGAAGAGUGGGACAGAUUUUUUCGUACUUGGCUGUGUGUUUCUCAAACUCUUGAGUUAUUGUAUUUCGGGGUUUUUUGUGUUUCCAGCAAAAUAAUUUUUAAAAGGGGGAUAUUUUUAAUUUAAACUACAUAUUAUGUAUUUAUGUAUGUAGGCAUGUGUAUGUAUGUGUAUAUACACACAUGCAAGUAUAGAUGUUAUGUAAAUAUAAGAGCGAAAAGUGAAAUUUGAGUUCACUUUCAGGGUUUGAGAAAGGAGUUUUGUGUCUUUGUACUGUCUGUAUGCUCUCUGAAAAAUCAUCCCUUCUGCUGCUUACUAGGCAAAAAAUAUAUAUGUACACAAAUAUGUGUGUGUGUGUGUAUAUAUACAUAUAUAUUUUAAAAAAAAGGCACAAAGACUGAACUCUAAACCUCCGUUGGGUUGGGGUGUCUCACUGCACCAGCCCCCUCCCGGCCACACUUGAAGUUGCAGAAUGCACACUGUGCUCCGUGCUUAGGACGGCGUUCGCAGCCCUUAGGGAGGUCGGGGUUCAUUCGGGCCGCAGAGCGACUCUGACCAUCGCUCGAGCUCUUUCUGUCCAGGCAGAGCUGCGCACAGCUCUCGUGCCGUCCCGCGCAGACCUUCAUUUCCGAACCCCAAACUGAUGCCGUUUUGGGCAAUUUAAAGGGAGAGAUUUUCCUUUUGUUUAUUUUUUUAAUGGCGCGAACUGUUUAGCACGCUCACUUUGAGACUCGAUACUGUUACGUUCACUGUAGGUGGACCUUCUGCAAUUUCAGGUUGGCCUUUCCCUGCGGGGGACUCGGGGAAUGGGGGACUCUGGACCAUUGAUUUUCACCCCCCCCCCUCUCCGUCCGUCAGUCUGCCCCUUUGGGUGCUGUUGCUUUUGUUGUCCCGUGACAUUUGUUUUGCCCAGUGUCUUCUAUCGCUGACCCUGUAAGGCUGGUUAAGGACCGUACACUGUUCCUGCUCGGGGGGGAAUGUGCUCCUGGUUACUUGUCACAUGAUCUGAGGUUUCACAGGGUGAUUAUUCAAAUGUAUGUUUCAAGCAAGGGUUUAGUCCGUUGAUUUUUAUCGUUCCUGUUUGUGGUGGUUGUGGCAGUGGUGUUCUCGUGACGUCUCGUAUAUUUUUUUUCCUAAAAAUAGUUGUGGAAUUGGAUAAGAAAGUUCAGACCCAGGGUAUUUUGUAGGGAGGGAGUCAAACACACGCACACACACACACACACACACACAGAUAGACAGAGUUACGGACACACACACACACGGAAACGGUACCCAUGAAUCUGUAGUAUGGUUACAGAUAUCAAACGGCACAGUAUACUGGCAUGUGAUCCGAGUGGGGGGGAGAGAGAGAGACACAUAUACAUACACACACACACACAAGUUUGCACAGACUGCAAGCGGGGCUGUAUAUAAAGAUGCCACAGCCAGCCAAUCAGAUAUUCCACAUCUUCCAGCAGGGUCUGCUGAUUGGUUUAGCGGUAUGUUUUUAAUGUAGGCCUAUGGGAGAGCAUUUACAAACAGAGGUUGGUGGUGAGGGACAAUUCCCCAAAACGAAGAACUUCUGCAACAUCAUUUUCUAUAGAUAUAUAAAUUGUGACACUGUGCCCCCCCCCCACCUUGUUCUGCAUUCUCGCGUCCCUGUGUAACUCGCUGUCCAGCUCGUCAUAUCACUGCCGUAUCGCGACCCACGUGACGUACUCUGAAAUGUCAGUAUAUCCCCUCCUGGACUUGAUGUAUGCUGUAGGAGCUGGCUGCCUCGUUCAGCCACACAGGGUUCAUUGUUUGUAUGUAGGCGUGCAAGGCCAAGGAUUCUGCGUGUGGAUGACAAUUAGCUGUUGCAGUUCACUGCAGAGCCAAUUGGGGGAACAAGAGACACUAUUCGAGGGUAGUAAAGUACACAACUGGCAGUGCAGUGCCAGUGCUCAGCUUGUUUGCAGUGUACUCAAUCUUGAUUAUUAGAAGCCACACAGAUUAUUAAGAAAAAAAAAUUAUAUAUGCAGUUUUACAAAAAGGAAGAUAUAUGCAUGUGAACUUUCUGGUUAAAACACUUAAAAUCUAUGUUAGUUGCAUCUGAGGUAAAUGAACUGGUCCAUCUUAAGUGGGGAAUCACCUUUUAAGAGAAAUGGUGACAAUGAGAGGCCUCCGCUUGGUAUACUCCAUCCUUAUUAGCCAAUCUGCUGCAUUGUGACAGUGUAUUAUGGGCCAAUUUCAAUAUAUGCUGAGUUUUAAAUUUGGAUGCUGGAUUUUGCAUGAUGACAAUUUAAAAACAUGAAGUAACAAAACUCAAGUGUUUGAAUGUUAAGUCUUCAUCAUAAGUUUGUUAUUACUGACUUGAUCUGAAAAGUAUUUAAUAAAAAUAACCUUUAAUGCU